Onychomys torridus (southern grasshopper mouse) is the source of this 715-nucleotide messenger RNA. It is a transcript of the gene Lcn6, whose product is annotated as lipocalin 6. Gene Ontology annotation, molecular function: small molecule binding. NCBI's taxonomy places the organism in Eukaryota, Metazoa, Chordata, Mammalia, Rodentia, Cricetidae. The record is from RefSeq and is a predicted model, not a curated record. Bases 31 to 573 code for a protein of 180 amino acids. The transcript is spliced from 7 exons.
GCCUACUGCGUCGCCCGGGCCUCUGGGAGAAUGAAGGUGAUACUUCUGACUGCUGCUCUUCCUGCUUUGGUCUCUUUGCCCUGGGUCCAAGCAGUGUGGCUGGGAAGGCUGGAUCCUAAGCAGCUCACUGGGCCUUGGUACAUCCUGGCUGUGGCCUCCCGCGCAAAGGACUUCAUGGAGAAGGACAUGAAGAAUGCGGAAGGUGUUGUGGUGACUCUUACUCCAGACAACAAGUUGAGAAUUCAGUCCUCUAGGCACGGGCCAGAUGGGUGUCGUCAGAGCACUGUGGAGCUGCGGAAGCAAGAUUCCCGAUGGGCGUUUGAGAACCCCUCUCUUGGUAUACUGGAUUAUCGGGUACUGGGCACGAACUUCAAGGACUAUGCUGUCAUCUUCACACAGCUGGAAUUUGGGGAUGAGGCCUUCAACACAGUGGAGUUGUACAGUCGGACAGAGAUGGCCAGCCAGGAGGCCAUGCAGCUGUUCACCAAAUGGAGCCAGGGUCUGGGCUUCCUGUCCCGUCAGCAGGCCCAGCUGCAGAAGGACUUCACGUGUGCACACAAGAUCCUCCAGUGAGUGCCACACCUGGGAGAAAGUACCACAGCAUCCUAACAUCCUGGUGGAGGUGGGCAGGCGCUGUCUUUGCUCAGUGGCUGGUUGGUUCUCUGCUCUCCUAAGCUCAGGCUUGGGUUGAAAAUAAAGUGAUUUCACAAGUAAA